Stegastes partitus (bicolor damselfish) is the source of this 3609-nucleotide messenger RNA. It is a transcript of the gene trappc9, whose product is annotated as trafficking protein particle complex subunit 9. The record is from RefSeq and is a predicted model, not a curated record. Bases 1 to 2634 code for a protein of 877 amino acids. Gene Ontology annotation, cellular component: trans-Golgi network. NCBI's taxonomy places the organism in Eukaryota, Metazoa, Chordata, Actinopteri, Pomacentridae. The transcript has 20 exons.
AUGGCUCAUAGCAGUGAGCCUGGUACCCCAUACUCCCUCAGAGCUCAAGAGGUUCUCAUUGACCCAGGUGCCCUCACAGCCAACGGCAUUAGUGCAGACACCAGUGCCGAGAUCGGACGAGCAAAGAACUGCCUGAGUCCCGAGGACAUUAUUGAGAAAUACAAAGAGGCCAUCUCCUACUAUGGAAAGUACAAGAACGCCGGCGUGAUCGAGCUGGAGGCCUGCGUGAAAGCGGUCCGGGUGCUGGCUAUUCAGAAGAGGGCCAGGGAGGCCUCCGAGUUCCUGCAGAACGCUGUUUACAUCAACCUGGGACAGCUAUCGGAGGAGGAGAAGAUCCAACGCUACAGCAUUCUGUCCGAGCUCUACGAACUGAUCGGCUUCCAUCGCAAGUCGGCUUUUUUCAAGCGUGUCGCGGCCAUGCAGUGUGUGGCUCCCACCAUCCCAGAGCCUGGCUGGAGGGCCUGCUACAAGCUGCUGCUGGAGACGUUACCUGGAUACAGCCUGUCACUCGACCCCAAGGACUUCAGCAAAGGUACCCACAGAGGCUGGGCUGCUGUACAGAUGCGCCUCCUGCACGAACUGGUGUACGCCUCCCGUCGCAUGGGCAACCCAGGCCUGUCUGUACGCCACCUGUCCUUCCUGCUGCAGACCAUGCUGGAUUUCCUGUCUGAUCAAGAAAAGAAAGAAGUGACCCAGAGUCUGGAGAACUACACCUCCAAGUGUCCGGGUGGAAUGGAGGUCAUCACCCUCCCCGAUGGCCUGAAGCUGCCUCCGGUGCCCUUUACAAAGCUCCCUAUUGUGCGGUCUGUGAAGCUCCUCAAUCUGCCUGUCAGUCUGCGGCCCCACAAAGUGAAAGGCCUGCUGGGACAGAACAUGUCCACCGCCAGCCCCUUCAUCUACUCGCCUAUCAUCAUGCACAACAGAGGAGAGGAGCGCUGUAAGAAAAUAGAAUUCCAGUGGGUUCAAGGAGAUGUUUGUGAAGUGCAGCUGAUGGUCUACAACCCCAUGCCUUAUGAACUUCGCGUGGAGAACAUGGGUUUGCUGACCUCUGGAGUGGAGUUUGAAUCUCUGCCUGCUGCGCUGUCCCUGCCUGCCGAGUCUGGCCUCUACCCCGUUACCCUGGUCGGUGUCCCACGUACAGCUGGAAACAUCACUGUCAACGGUUACCACACGUCGGUGUUUGGUGUGACCAGUGAUUGCCUGCUGGAGGGCCUGACGGGUGUGAAGACCAGUGGCUGUUUGGUGGAGGUCAUUCCCUCUCUUCCUCGCCUCCAGCUCAGCACAUCACUGCCACGGUCAGCUCACACGGCUCAGCCCAUGACCAAAGAGGAGCUGUCCAGCACUGUGUCCGUCCAGCUUUUCAACGGAGAGACGCAGAAGCUGACCAUCACCUUGGAAAACAUUGGAUCUGAGGACAUCGAGAGUUUGGAGCUCACCUCCAAGAUUGUCAGUACCAAAGAGAAAGUGUUUGGAGAAUUUGUGAGCUGGGAGCUGGAGGACGCUCUGUCACACCUGCCUCUAAAGCCUGGCCAGGCUGUGACACUGACCGUCUGCAUCAAAGUCAAGCUGGACUUCUCUGGUCAGGAAAACCUGCUGCAGGACCUCAAUGAUGAUGGAAUCAGCGUGACAGGCCUACCCAUCUCCAGUCCGCUCCGCCAAGUCCUCAAACCCAGGCCCGAGAACAAGCCCGUCAGCAGUGAGUCCGGCAAGGCAGAGUACAGCCAUGUUAAGACUUUGGAAGCGGUGCUGAACUUCAAGUACUCUGGAGGAGCAGGAAAAGUGGAGGGCUACUACAGGGAGCUGUCUCUUGGCGUCCAUGUUGAUGUGGAGCCUUCUGUGUUUUUCACCAGAGUCAGCACUCUCCCUGCUACCAGCACCCGCCAGUGUCAUCUACUGCUCGACAUCUUCAACCCAACCGAGCACGAGCUCACCGUCAGCGCCAAGAACAACCAGGACCUGGUUCUCCACGCCAGCGAGUGCCAGAGGAUGGCCAUCCAGGUUGACAAGUUUGACUUUGAGAGUCUGCCACAGCCAGACCAGGAGACUGUUCGCUUCAGUAACCCCAAACAGCUGGAGGAGGAGCGACAGCAUGCCCAGGGCUGCCAGAUCAACAGCAAGCUGGGCAUCUGUUGGAGCAUCCCAUCCUUGCGUCGCCGUGGAGAGGCCAGUGUGGAGGGAGUCCUCAACCAGCUGGUCCUGGAGCACCUUCAGCUCGCUCCUCUGCAGUGGGAUGUGCUGGUGAAUGGGAAGCCAUGUGACUGCGACGUCAUCGCCGACUGUAAAGUGGGCGACGCCGUAACCCUGGAGGUGAAACUCACCAAUCUGAGCAAGAACUCGGUGGGCCCUCUGGCUCUGACCGUGGUGCCCUAUCAGGACUACCAGAACGGAGUGCAGAACUACGACCUGGAGGACGGGGUCACCUUCAUCGGCUCCAACACCUUCUACAUCGACACGGUUAAACCCAAAGAGAGUUCUGUGUGCGAGGGCGCUCUGCUCUUCCUCUACACCGGAGACUUCUUCCUUAACAUUAAGUUCCAAGACGACAGCGCCGGACGGGAGCUUCCUUUAGCCUGGUUCACUCUGCCCAGUGUCCACAUGAGAGCCCUCGACGCCCCGCUGCAGGCCGGGGCCUAGGGCCUCCAGAACCUCAUGAAUAAAGGAUGGAGCAUCUUGUUGUUGUUGAUGUGUGUAAAUACAACAGCCUUAUGAUUUGAAUGACAUGUAAAUAUCGUUUUGUUAAAGGUUACUGCAUUUGUAGAGCUGACACACUGGCUGUUUGGGACUAAUAAAAGCAGACCCAACAAACUGUGCUGCAAAUCUACACAAGUAGUGUGAGGCAGAAGGUCCUGUCUGAGCAUAACUUAACAUUCACAACAAUAAAAUCAGUUCGUUUUCCAGGAAUCAGUCAGUGCACUCACUCACAGAGGCUCAUGAAGUAAAUUGCUCAGAGCUGUCUGGUUAAGUUGAACCCUGACACAAGAGUUUGAACCACUGACCAAUAGCAACGCACGCUGAUGAUGCCGAUCGUUGAGGGCAUGCAGCUGGAGAGUUCACAGAAUGGAGCAAGUAUCUUAUUAUCUGUGCAUCCGGUUUCAUGUGGCCCUGAUCAGAUCAGAGUGUGAACUGCUCCGUAGGUUGUAAGUUUGUACGUCAGGUGUGGAUCAGGUCAAUGUGCAGCCUUGAAUUCACCAAGUUUACUUGUUGUUCAGGGGCAGCACAGAUGGUUAGCUUGUUGACCGAUGGUUUGCUAAACGGCAGCCAGCUGGACAGCUGCUUUAGCGCAGUGCUACAAUCUAGUCAAGGUAGACACAAGUAAAGGUGUUAGCAGCACAGCUCCACAGCCAGCCUGCAUGUCCCAGUAGCACCUACUUCACAAGAAAUGCCCGUUCAUUCUGACUUUCAAUCAGACAUUUGAUGUUUAACAGUGUGUUUACAGGACCGUACCUGGAUGCAGCCAGUCGGGCACACAUAAAAACCAAACGACCUCCACUGCUGUAUGGACUUUUUUUGUGCCAUCACACUGAAUUAUUGAUGAUUUUUUUGCUGUCUUAGAUUAGCCACAUUAUGUGUGACACAAUAUUGCUGUAAAUAAAUGUUAGAAGAAGGCAA